Messenger RNA from Pelobates cultripes (western spadefoot toad), 510 nucleotides. Lineage: Eukaryota; Metazoa; Chordata; Amphibia; Anura; Pelobatidae. The record is from the annotation of a GenBank genome assembly.
AUGGCGGACUACGCUGAAGCACAUGACAGCUUUGCGGCAAAAAUGGAGGAGAUGGAAGAAUGGCUAGAAAAACAGGAACUGAAAAAUAUGGACCUAGAAGAGAGAUCCCAGUGCCAAAACCUACGGGUAAGAGGGGUCCCUGAGGAUGUUCAAGCUACAGACCUGAUGGCAUAUCUCACAGGCAUGUUUCAAGCCCUGGCCCCAGACAUACCAGCUAAUAUGUUUCUAAUGGACAGAGCACACAGAGUAGCGAAGCCUCAAUACUUACCUGCAUCCACUACAAGAGAUGUACUAACUAAGCUACAUUACUAUCACGUUAAAGAGGCCCUUCUCCGCUCCACAUGGCCGCAACAUGAUUUACCGGAGCAAUACAGACACAUCCAAGUGUAUGCAGACCUCUCCGCAGAGACACUUCGGCACAGAAGACAUUUCCGAGACAUAACCUCAGAGCUACGAAACAGAAAAAUUCCAUACCGCUGGGGCUUUCCGAUUAAGUUGCUGAUUUCAUAA